CAAAACAACAUCGCUGCAUUCCGAGAUCGAAUACAUAAUAUUAACGAUUUCAUAAAAUUAGGAUCCAAUUUUAGCUAUCUAACUUAAUCAGUUUUCAUAUCAACCGUGCCAUAUCAUACCUAGUUAUCGAAAAAUCGAUACGUAGUGUAGUAUAUAAAUGAAACCGCAUCACUAUUUGAAAUCUACCCUCAGUGAUAAGGUGCGGAGUUGAUAAGGUGCGCGGCGUGGACAGUCGUACGCGGACACCCGACUGCAGACGUAUGCGGCUGCGGCUGCUCCCGCCAUUUCUCUCCCUUUCCCGCGGCUACACUGUAGCGCAUACCUGCGGACCUUUUUUUGUUAUGGUGUCCCUCGCCCCGCGCGCCCCGCCUCGCUCCUCCAAACAUACACCGUCUUGAGACGCGACUCGGGGCGCACGCACGCACUCCGCGCGGCCGACACUCUCGCGCGUAAACAUUCUCGACUACAAUGACAUCUUUGAUGUAACGCGCCGGAUACAUCUCUGCAACAUGAAGUGCAUCGUGGCUGUUGUUGUCGUGACCCUAGUGACCGGAGCCGCCGCCGAGGCCUCCGUGCGGACAUGUGAACCUAUUAAAGUGGCGAUGUGUAAGAACAUUGGAUACAAUCAGACCGGCAUGCCCAACCUGGCGCGGCAUACCCUGCAGGCGGACGCCGACGUGACGCUGCAGACCUUCAGCCCACUCGUGCAGUACGGGUGCUCCUCUCAGUUGCAUCUGUUCCUCUGCUCGGUGUACGUGCCGAUGUGUACCGACAAAGUGGCGCUGCCCAUCGGGCCCUGCAGAGGACUUUGCGAGAGUGUGUACACCAGAUGUUACCCUGUACUCCAUGGCUUCGGCUUCCUUUGGCCACCUGAGUUGGAUUGUUCUUUAUUCCCUGCUGAGAAUAAUCACGAACACAUGUGCAUGGAAGGACCGGGAGAACGUGCACCACCAAUUGGCACUGUAUCUAUGGAUAUGGGUAAUUCAGGCGGCCGAGGAGCUUGUCGAAGACUUAUAAAACCUAAGAAUUGGGUGUGGGUCCGAGGAUCCGCACGUUGCGCACAGUUCUGUGACGCAGAAGUACUAUGGGAUGGUGGAGAAAGAAAAGCAGCAGAAGUUUGGUUAGCUACGUGGGCAGCUUUAAGCUUCGCUUGUACCCUGGCUGCUGUGGGAGCUCAGCUAGCGUGUGGGGAUCGCGGUGGGGCCGGGGAGCGCGCGCUGGUGCUGGUGGCGCUGUGCCGCUGCGCCGCGGCCGCGGGCUGGGGCGUGCGCGCCGCGGCCGGCAGGGCGGCUGCCGGCUGUGCCAAGGACUCCACCUCCCCCACGCGCAUGUUACUGGCACACGAUGGAUUAGCUAACCCUAAUUGCGCUGUUGUCUUCCUCCUGCUGUAUUACUUCGGUCUCGCUGCAUCUGUUUGGUGGGUUGUAGUAGCAGGCGCCUGGCGAGCCAGCGUGUUACGUCCUCCAGCGCCGACCACUGCAGCUUCUCGCACCAACCGUCACUCGUCUCUGCUGCAGCUGGCCGCGUGGGGAGUGCCUGCUGCGUUAGCUGCUGCAGUACUGGUGACUAGAGAUGUGGACGCUGAUGAGCUUACUGGAACGUGCUUCGUAGGUAACCAAUCCAGUAAGUCUUUACUGGCCCUGGUUAUUAUUCCUGAAGCUAUCUGCUUGCUGCUUGGGUGCGUGUUCCUGUCUUCAGGUUUUCGUGCAGUUCUCCGUCGACCAGCACCCGUGCCGGCUCCAUCCGUGCUACUGAACUCGCCGCCACAACCACAUCAAGACCAAAGCGUCCUAAGACUAGGAGCGUUUGCAGCACUAUAUGCCGUACCAUCAGCAUGCAUACUAGCUACUUGGGUGUAUGAGUACGCAUGGAGAGACGAGUGGCUUGCUGCUCCAGUGCCUUCAUCAGAACCUUCAACACAUUCAAAACCGGCAUUCUGGGUGUUUUUGUUCAGAAUAUUUGCCACCCAGGUCCUUGGUGUCAUGGUAGCUGUGUGGAUUGCCACUCCAAGUCUAAAAGCUUUAUGGAGAAGAAUUGCUGGGCCGAGGAAGCAGCCGCCGCUGGCGAAGUGCCCUCCGGGUCCACCGCCCACUCCACUGACGCUGCACUGUUACGCGACACACUCGCACACUCUAACAAGGCAUCCGCACAAAUAUGCAACGUACAGACCACCACAAACACAUUCGUACAGAAAACCGAGGCACUACCACUACUCAGCCGGUGAGACAAUACUUUGACAAGGAUAGUGCUUGCUCAACUUGUGUUAAUUACUGGAGUAAGUUCAAAAAUGGUUCAAAGACAAUCGUCAUCAAAUGAACCUUCGUUGUUGCAUUUAAAAUUCCUAAGAUGUGUGUUUGGAUGAACUAAUAAUCAAGUGCCAUUAGUUUUAAACUGAGGUCAGUAUGCGGCCUUAUUACUAAACAUAAUAUUUAUAACUGUAAUUACCUACGUUUAAAUGUUUAUUUAUAAUUUUAUGAAUGAUGUAUACCUAUUAAAAUAAAAAGAAAUGUAGUACCUUAGUUAUUGAAAUAGCCUCGCAUUUGAUAAAAUGGUUAUCAUGUAACGUUAGCAAAACCUCUGAAAUCCUUCUGGAUAAAAUCAACGUUUUUAUAAAUCACUGAUUAACAUCCCUUAAAAGAAAUAUUUGAAUAUGUAAGUAUUUUGUGUUUAUUUAUAUAGACAAAGACGAAAUUAAAUGAUUGUGAUGCGAAAUAAUAAUUCGUCCGAGUGAUUGCAUAUUGUAAAUAAUUUAACAUAGAAAAUGUAAAUAAAUAAUUUGACUUAGAUUGAGUUGUAAAUACAUAUAGGAGUGAUAAGUAUUAUUGAUGUACAUCGUGCAUAAUAUGUUUGUUAUAAAAUAGUAUUACACGUAGGUACCUAAAUGAACCUAUAAAAAUCAACCUUAAAGAUCUCUUCCUCAAUUAUUUUUCACUUUUUAAAUUGUGUUUAAAAAGCAAUUGAACCCGUUAUUGUUUCAUUCAAGUUAAUAUUUAAUUAUAGCUAUCAAUAUUUAGCAGCAGUUAUUUUUUAAUAACACUGAACAAGAAUAUUUCAGCGCGAAUGCCCACCUCCUAAUUGCCAAAAUACUAUAAGUUUACAACUAAAUAUAAUGUAAAUAAUGACUGAACAUAUUUGUUUGUGAAUAUUACUUAAGUUCUAUAUAAGUAACAAGUGUAAGAUAAUAAUAGAUUAUAUCGCCUAAUAGGUAAGUAGAUUUACAAAUAAAUAUA
Messenger RNA from Spodoptera litura, 3230 nucleotides. It is a transcript of the gene fz4, whose product is annotated as frizzled 4. Lineage: Eukaryota; Metazoa; Arthropoda; Insecta; Lepidoptera; Noctuidae. The record is from RefSeq and is a predicted model, not a curated record. Gene Ontology annotation, biological process: non-canonical Wnt signaling pathway; canonical Wnt signaling pathway. Gene Ontology annotation, molecular function: Wnt-protein binding; Wnt receptor activity. Gene Ontology annotation, cellular component: plasma membrane.